AUGCAUCCUCCAGAAACCACCACCAAGAUGGCUUCAGUUCGGUUCAUGGUGACACCAACAAAGAUCGAUGACAUUCCUGGUUUGUCAGAUACCAGCCCGGACCUCAGCUCCCGGUCCAGUUCCCGAGUAAGAUUUAGCUCACGGGAAAGUGUGCCGGAAACAAGCCGGAGUGAGCCCAUGAGUGAGAUGUCCGGAGCCACCACUUCACUGGCAACUGUUGCACUGGAUCCGGCUAGUGACCGGACUUCUAACCCCCAGGAUGUCACGGAGGACCCGAGUCAGAACUCCAUCACAGGGGAACACAGCCAGCUGUUAGAUGAUGGGCAUAAUAAGAAAGCUCGAAAUGCUUAUCUCAAUAAUUCCAAUUAUGAAGAAGGAGAUGAAUAUUUUGAUAAAAACCUGGCACUCUUUGAGGAAGAAAUGGACACAAGACCAAAGGUAUCUUCUCUCCUCAACCGUAUGGCCAAUUAUACUAAUCUGACACAAGGAGCGAAGGAACAUGAAGAGGCAGAGAACAUCACUGAGGGGAAAAAGAAGCCCACCAAGACCCCUCAAAUGGGUACUUUCAUGGGUGUCUACCUCCCCUGUCUACAAAAUAUUUUUGGAGUGAUCUUGUUUCUACGCCUUACAUGGGUUGUGGGCACGGCAGGCGUUCUUCAGGCCUUCGCAAUCGUCCUUAUCUGCUGCUGCUGUACAAUGUUGACUGCUAUCUCCAUGAGUGCCAUUGCCACUAAUGGAGUGGUGCCAGCUGGAGGCUCAUACUUCAUGAUUUCCCGGGCCCUGGGCCCAGAGUUUGGUGGGGCUGUUGGCCUCUGCUUUUAUCUUGGUACCACAUUUGCAGCAGCCAUGUAUAUCCUUGGUGCCAUUGAAAUUUUUCUGGUAUAUAUUGUCCCCCGAGCUGCCAUCUUUCGUAGCGAUGAUGCACUCAAGGAAUCAGCAGCCAUGCUAAAUAACAUGCGUGUCUAUGGCACCGCGUUCUUGGUUCUCAUGGUAUUGGUGGUAUUCAUCGGUGUGCGCUAUGUGAACAAGUUUGCCUCACUUUUCCUGGCCUGUGUCAUUGUGUCCAUCUUGGCCAUCUAUGCUGGAGCCAUCAAGUCUUCUUUUGCCCCUCCACACUUCCCGGUCUGCAUGCUGGGUAACCGCACCCUUUCAUCAAGACACAUUGAUAUUUGCUCUAAGACCAAGGAAAUUAACAACAUGACAGUACCAUCAAGGUUAUGGGGCUUCUUCUGUAACUCAAGUCAGUUUUUCAAUGCCACCUGUGAUGAAUACUUUGUUCACAAUAAUGUCACUUCAAUCCAGGGCAUUCCUGGAUUGGCUAGUGGUGUCAUUACAGAGAAUCUUUGGAGUAAUUACCUACCAAAGGGAGAGAUCAUUGAAAAGCCCUCAGCCAAAUCUUCUGAUGUCUUGGGCAGCUUAAACCAUGAGUAUGUCCUUGUUGACAUCACCACCUCUUUUACUCUUCUGGUGGGGAUCUUCUUUCCUUCUGUCACAGGUAUCAUGGCUGGAUCAAACAGAUCUGGAGAUCUGAAAGAUGCUCAAAAGUCUAUUCCCAUUGGCACUAUCCUCGCCAUCCUGACCACCUCCUUUGUCUAUUUAAGCAAUGUUGUCCUUUUUGGUGCCUGUAUUGAAGGUGUUGUUCUCAGAGACAAGUUUGGGGAUGCUGUGAAAGGUAAUCUGGUGGUGGGUACCUUAUCUUGGCCAUCCCCAUGGGUGAUUGUUAUUGGCUCCUUCUUCUCCACAUGUGGGGCUGGACUUCAGAGUCUCACAGGUGCACCAAGGCUGCUCCAGGCUAUAGCCAAGGAUAACAUCAUACCCUUUCUGAGGGUUUUUGGUCACAGCAAAGCCAAUGGGGAACCUACCUGGGCUUUACUUCUAACUGCCGCCAUUGCAGAGCUGGGAAUCCUUAUCGCCUCCCUGGAUCUUGUGGCCCCAAUUCUUUCUAUGUUUUUCCUCAUGUGUUACCUCUUUGUGAACUUGGCAUGUGCCUUGCAAACAUUACUUCGAACACCCAACUGGAGACCCCGGUUUCGCUACUACCACUGGGCCCUCUCUUUCAUGGGAAUGAGUAUCUGUCUGGCUCUGAUGUUCAUUUCUUCCUGGUAUUACGCUAUUGUAGCUAUGGUGAUAGCUGGUAUGAUCUACAAGUACAUCGAGUACCAAGGAGCGGAGAAAGAAUGGGGUGAUGGAAUCCGUGGGCUGUCCCUCAGUGCAGCCCGAUUUGCUUUGCUUCGGCUGGAGGAAGGACCUCCACACACUAAAAACUGGAGGCCUCAGUUGCUUGUAUUGCUGAAACUAGAUGAAGACUUACACGUCAAGCAUCCUCGCCUCCUCACCUUUGCUUCACAGCUUAAAGCAGGAAAGGGCCUCACUAUUGUGGGCUCUGUUAUCGUGGGGAACUUCCUGGAGAACUACGGGGAAGCUCUAGCUGCUGAGCAGACCAUAAAGCAUCUAAUGGAGGCAGAGAAGGUGAAAGGGUUCUGCCAGCUGGUGGUGGCGGCCAAGCUGAGAGAGGGCAUUUCCCACCUCAUCCAGUCAUGUGGCCUUGGGGGCAUGAAGCACAACACCGUGGUGAUGGGAUGGCCUAAUGGCUGGCGCCAGAGUGAAGAUGCUCGAGCUUGGAAGACUUUUAUUGGUACAGUUCGAGUGACAACUGCUGCCCAUCUGGCCCUGCUGGUGGCUAAAAACAUCUCCUUCUUUCCCAGCAACGUGGAGCAGUUUUCUGAGGGCAACAUUGAUGUGUGGUGGAUUGUGCAUGAUGGGGGGAUGCUCAUGCUCUUACCAUUCCUACUUAAACAGCACAAGGUGUGGCGAAAAUGCAGCAUACGGAUCUUCACAGUAGCCCAGUUAGAAGACAAUAGUAUUCAGAUGAAGAAGGACCUGGCCACCUUCCUCUAUCACCUGCGCAUUGAGGCAGAGGUGGAGGUGGUGGAGAUGCAUGACAGUGACAUUUCAGCUUAUACUUAUGAGCGCACCCUGAUGAUGGAGCAGAGAUCCCAGAUGCUCCGGCACAUGCGACUGUCCAAAACCGAGCGGGACAGAGAGGCACAGUUGGUGAAAGACCGGAACUCAAUGCUGCGAUUGACCAGCAUUGGCUCUGAUGAGGAUGAAGAGACAGAAACCUAUCAGGAGAAGGUGCACAUGACUUGGACAAAAGACAAGUACAUGGCAUCCCGGGGACAAAAGGCCAAGUCGAUGGAAGGAUUCCAGGACCUGCUUAACAUGCGUCCGGACCAGUCCAAUGUGAGAAGGAUGCAUACAGCAGUGAAACUCAAUGAGGUUAUAGUUAACAAGUCCCAUGAAGCAAAGCUUGUUUUGUUGAAUAUGCCAGGGCCACCUCGAAACCCUGAGGGUGAUGAAAACUACAUGGAGUUCCUAGAAGUGCUCACCGAGGGACUAGAGCGAGUCCUCCUUGUCCGAGGUGGUGGCAGUGAAGUGAUCACCAUUUAUUCAUAA
Puma concolor (puma) is the source of this 3456-nucleotide messenger RNA. It is a transcript of the gene SLC12A6, whose product is annotated as solute carrier family 12 member 6. NCBI's taxonomy places the organism in Eukaryota, Metazoa, Chordata, Mammalia, Carnivora, Felidae. Gene Ontology annotation, molecular function: potassium:chloride symporter activity. The record is from RefSeq and is a predicted model, not a curated record. Gene Ontology annotation, cellular component: plasma membrane. Gene Ontology annotation, biological process: chloride ion homeostasis; potassium ion import across plasma membrane; chemical synaptic transmission.